UCUCUUCAUGAAUGGACGCCUCAUCCUCAGGUAUGACUCCUGCCUCCUAACUCUCAACUGCGCCCCAUCAGCAGCAACAGCCACUACUUCUUUUGCCGUAGCCGGUUGGUCCGCGGUUGGAUGGAACAAACGGAGAGCAGCCAAAGGAACAACAGUGUUUUACUCGAAGUGUGAACUGACUGAGAAGUGAUCGAGAAAAUCCUCCGCUAUGGCGACGAUAAGAGAUUUCGACCCCGUCAACUCCACGGUACCUGCGACAAAGAUUGAAGUCACAGUUUCUUGCAGAAGCACUGGUAACAAAGCCUGACUACACAUAUUGACCAAAGGACGAAGCAACUUGGUGAGAAGUCAACGUAAAUAAACCUGCUUGACAUGGACACCUUCUCCAAGUCGGAUCCAGUGGUGGUGCUGUACAUUCAAGGCCUGGGGACCAAGGAGUGGAGGGAGUUUGGCCGGACAGAAGUUAUUGAUAACACACUGAACCCGGACUUUGUGAGGAAGUUUGUGCUUGAUUACUUCUUUGAAGAGAAACAGAACCUUCGCUUUGACGUGUACAACGUGGAUACAAGGAGCUCCAACCUUUCAAAACAUAAGGACUUUCUUGGUCAGACGUUCUGCACGUUGGGGGAGAUCAUUGGUUCAACUGGCAGCAGACUGGAGAGGACGCUCUCUGGAAUUCCUGGGAAGAAGUGUGGAACCAUCAUCUUUACAGCCGAGGAGCUCAGUAACUGUCGGGACAUCGCCACCAUGCAGUUCUGUGCCAACAAGCUGGAUAAGAAGGAUUUCUUUGGGAAGUCCGACCCGUUCCUUGUCUUCUACCGCAGCAAUGAGGACGGGACAUUUACUAUCUGCCACAAGACUGAGGUGAUCAAGAACAACCUAAACCCUGUUUGGCAGCCAUUCACCAUCCCUGUUCGAGCUCUUUGCAACGGUGACUAUGACAGGACAGUCAAGGUGGAUGUGUACGACUGGGACCGAGACGGGAGCCAUGACUUUAUUGGAGAGUUUACCACCAGCUACAGAGAAUUAUCCAGAGGUCAAAGCCAGUUUAAUGUCUAUGAGGUUUUGAAUCCAAAAAAGAAAGGCAAGAAGAAGAAAUACAUCAAUUCAGGAACGGUGACGUUGUUGUCUUUCAAGGUGGAAUCAGAAUAUACAUUUGUUGAUUUCAUCAGAGGAGGAACACAACUCAACUUCACUGUGGCCAUUGACUUCACAGCCUCCAACGGCAAUCCCUCCCAGCCCACCUCGCUGCACUACAUGAGUCCGUACCAGAUGAACACGUAUGCCAUGGCUCUGAAAGCAGUGGGUGAGAUCAUCCAGGACUACGACAGUGACAAACUUUUCCCAGCAUAUGGCUUUGGAGCAAAGCUUCCCCCAGAUGGAAAGAUCUCUCAUGCUUUCCCACUGAACUCAAUCCCAGAAAACCCAAACUGCGUGGGGAUCGAAGGUGUCCUAGAAGCGUAUUUUCAGAGCCUGCGGAGUGUUCAGCUGUACGGCCCAACCAACUUUGCUACUGUCAUUACCCAGGUGGCUCGAUGUGCUGCGGAAGUGACUGACGGCUCCCAGUACUUUGUGCUGCUGAUGAUCACGGAUGGCGUCAUCUCAGACAUGGCUCAGACCAAAGAGGCUGUGGUCAACGCAGCCUCUCUGCCUAUGUCCAUCAUCAUUGUAGGAGUCGGCCCGGCCGAGUUUGAUGCUAUGGAGGAGCUGGAUGGAGACGAGGUCCGAGUGUCCUCCAGGGGACGCUUUGCUGAGAGGGACAUUGUCCAGUUCGUUCCUUUCCGGGACUACAUCGACCGUUCAGGGAACCAAAUCCUGAGCAUGGCCCGCUUAGCCAAGGACGUCCUGGCAGAAAUCCCCGACCAGCUGCUUUCCUUCAUGAAGAGUCGGGGGAUCGAGCCACGUCCUCCUCUACCUGCCACCUCUGACUCCCCGUCAAUGUCCACUGCCACCAAGACGACUGAAUCCACUAAAUCCACUAAAACCACUGCUCCUGCUCCCAAAAAGCACGCAAGGAAAUGAGGGCACAAGAGACAUGCAGUGGUCUCUGGGGGGUGGGUUGUAUCUGUGUUUGAGUGUAUAUGUGUAUCACAUCAGGAUCAGGGUCACAGGAUCGUUUCCACAGUAAACAACUGCUAGAAACAGCAGACACCUACCAGAAGGAACUACAUUCCAUGCUUGAAAGCUAAACACAAACAAAAGGCAGCAAGUUGAUACUCACUGGUAGCGUCCGACCGGUGGACACGAGUUCCUUUUAUAGCUUUUUGAAAAUGAAUGGACAGCUAUGUUGAUGAUAUUGUAAUGUUGUUAAAUGAAGGAUUGUAAAUGCUAUACAUUUCGAGGCCUCAGACAUGGGGGGAGGUGCUGGCGGGCCCCUCCGGAAGGAAGGAAAUAUGAAGGCCAUAAAAUUGGUGUGAGAUAGAGAACAGACUGGAACGCCCUGCACUCCAGCACCUCCACCUGAUUAUUUCAGCCCUGGGUACAGAGCUGAAUGUGUGUGUCCCUCGCUUCUAAACUCUCUAACUCUCUCAGCUGAGGCUGUUGCUAGGAAUGCAGGCGAGUGUCUCUAGUUCUUACUGCUGUCUGAAACAUGUACCACUUUAAAACUAAAAUACUCUCUGUCCAGGGCCGGUCUUGGCCAAGUUGGCGCCCUAGGCAAGAUCAUGAUUUUACGCCCUCUACUCACCACCUUUACGCACCCCCCCCCCUCCCAGCUUGCAAUAGCAACUAUGCGCCCCCCACCAGGCUCACAAACGUGAUUUUGGACAGGACGGGAACAAUUGUUUUGUGAUCUGGGCAAGAUCGUGAUUUUGCGCCCUUCUCCUCAGCUCCGGGCAUGUUUACGCUCGUUUACGUUUACGCCCUAAGCGACUGCCUCGUUCGCCUAUGCCCAGAGCCGACCCUGCUGUGUCUGUCCAUCUGAUCCAUCCAGGUCCAGUUUCCUUCAGUGGCAAAUCAACAUUUGACCUUCUGUCCAAUUUGACUGACUAGCUGUGGUUGCAAGACGUGUGGAAGUCCUUUGCAUUCAAAUGCUCAUGCACAAUCUGUCACCCUUUAUAAUCCACCUCCACUGUUCUUACCCAGGCAGCUGCACAUCAUUCACUCCUAAGCUUAGAAGGCUCCACGGAGACACGGCCCAGCACAGUGGAGUUCCCCCCCUCCUCAUGUUGGUCAUUUGAAUGCUAAAGGCUUAACAGGCCACAGCAUACAUGCACCUGCUACCCCAGUCAGUGAGAGGGAAAGAAACCACCAAACACAACCUCUGAGACACUUUAUAUGUAGCAGUCAUGUUACCGGGCAUGUUUGUCACACCACACAGUUGUUCUGAUUUUUAUUUGUUGUGUAUAAAUGAGUCAAGCAAAGUGAACUAGUGCCUGACUGGAAAUGCAAUAAGCGACUUUUACUGUACGUACACUCCUAAGAUAAAGCUGUGCAGUUUCAUUCAAUGUUUUUAGUCUUUGACACUUGUUUUAGCAAAUAACUGAAGAGAGAGAGACACAGCUGGACAGGUUCUAAUCUAAUAAUAAUCAAAAUGGAAUGGCCUGCAUUACUGAACUCACGCCUGUAUUGUAUCGGAAAGGAAAUGGAUAUGUGGCCUUAUUUCUGUCAUAAUGCUCCCAGUGUGUGUGAUGGAAGACUCUAUUUUUAUAUAACAACACAGGAAAUAUGUUAUUCUGCAUGCUUAUGGCUGACAUGCUGCCAAUGAUUGUACCUGUUCAGUAUCUUUAUUCAUACUUGAAAACGACGUCCAUCUGUAGACAUAUGGUGACUUGUGACUGUGACUUUUUUCCAUUUCCACUAUCAUGUACAACAUAUUUAAAAGGAACUGCCAGCGUAAUAUACAAAAAACGUGUAGAGAUAGACCAGUGGUAGGGUAGAUUUAUAUUACUCAAUGUUUGAACAUGCAUGCGUGUGGUUCGGGCAACACGUACAGAACCCAAAGUCUUUAACAGAACCUAUCGGCUAUUUUUGUAUGAGGCAUGUUUAACUUUCGAUGCAGUGUUUACAUAGUUUAAUAGUUACUUACACCAACAAUGUGUGUUCUCCUUUUUCCCCAGUUUGGUGUAUUCUGUACAUACUAGGUUAUUGUAGGACAAAUGUAAAUACAUUUAAAGUGUACAGAAUAUUUGUGAAUGGUCUUCCUUCCGACUUCUUUCUGGUACACGUGUUGGUCAGAACUGACAUUGUCACUGUUUUCUGCAGCAUCUUUCACUCUGGAACCAAAUAAAGGUAUUUAAGGCUCA
Messenger RNA from Betta splendens (Siamese fighting fish), 4244 nucleotides. RefSeq names its product copine-9-like. The record is from RefSeq and is a predicted model, not a curated record. Gene Ontology annotation, biological process: cellular response to calcium ion. NCBI's taxonomy places the organism in Eukaryota, Metazoa, Chordata, Actinopteri, Anabantiformes, Osphronemidae. Gene Ontology annotation, cellular component: plasma membrane. The transcript has 21 exons. Gene Ontology annotation, molecular function: calcium-dependent phospholipid binding. Bases 373 to 2022 code for a protein of 549 amino acids.